Messenger RNA from Teleopsis dalmanni, 1121 nucleotides. Its product is annotated as protein ALP1-like. The transcript is spliced from 3 exons. The annotation marks the transcript as partial. The record is from RefSeq and is a predicted model, not a curated record. Lineage: Eukaryota; Metazoa; Arthropoda; Insecta; Diptera; Diopsidae.
CUUGUUUGUCAACAAUUCUUGAUUUCCAAUCAACAAAUUUUGCAAAGUUCAAAUAAUAAAAAAAAAAUAUUUGAGAGACAUUUUAGCAUUGCAAAGUCAGCUGCCAGAAAUUUUCUUUAAAACCAAUGUUCCCAGAGUGCGAAGCGUACACCGACGAAAGCGGAUUGAUAAUUUUAUGAGGUCCCUACAAGAAGGAGGAAACGAACAUCUUUAUUAUGUGUAGUUUCGCAUGGGUAAAAACUCUUUCAAUUUGGUUUGUAAAAAACUGGUGUCCUUAUCUUCCAUGUCCGAAGGUAUAUGUGACAGCACCGUUGCCGAUUCCUAAGCAAGUUACAAAAACUUGCUUCGUGCGCAAAAAAGUACUGUGCAUAAGUACUUCAAUCUCGUGGUUAAAGCAAUACUACAGCUUCGAAAGGAAUAUUUAUAUUUUCCAAAAUUAGAAGAAGCAAAAACCAUUGCUACUGCCUUUGAAAAAAUGACUAAAAUACCCAAUAUUAUUGGCGCAAUUGAUGGAACACAUAUUCCAGUGUUGCUUCCCAGCGAUGGGUACAAAGAGUACAUAAACCAAAAAGGUUGGCCGUCAAUAGUUAUGCAAGCAGUAGUUGAUAAUAACUAUUUGUUUCGUGAUGUAAGUGUUAAAUUACCAGGCAGCUACCAUAACGUUGACGUUUUUAAAGAGUCAAGGCUUUACAAAUAUGCUAAACAAGUGAUUCCAACAUACACUACUGAUAUCAAUGGACUAUCGAUACCGCUAAUGAUAAUUGGAGAUGUUACUUAUCCAUUGCUGUCGUGGUUUAUUAAACCAUAUACUGAUUGUCUAAAUCCUGAAAAAGAGUCAUUUAACUAUCAUAUUAGAUUAGGAAAAAUUUUUGUAGAAAUGGCAUUUGGUAGAUUAAAAGGUUGCUGGCAAUGCCGUUUAAAAAUAAUGGACAUUGACCCAGAGUUCCUGCCUUUUGUUGCUUUGGCGUGUUCGAUAUUGCACAACUUUGUGGAAAGAAAAAAUGAAACAUUUUUAGAUACUUGGUCUUUGGAUAUGCAGAAUGAAAUCGAAUUUCCCCAACCACAAGAUGAUAUACGUAAUGAAAUUAUAGCAGAAGAAAAUAGCGAUUUAAAGCAUAUGC